AUGCUGGGACUUCUUCCCGCGGUCCCCUGCCUCCUCCUCCUGUCCCUGCCAGGCCCCAGCUCUGGCUUGGAGGAUGAUGACACCAUGGUGCUCACCACCAGCGGCCCCAUCCAGGGCAAGCGCCUCCAGGCUGGCUCCGGCACAGUGACGGCCUUUCUGGGCAUCCCCUAUGCUGAGCCCCCCGUGGGGGCCUUGCGCUUCCAGAAACCACUUCCCCACCAGCCCUGGAGCCAAGUCCUGGAGGCCACCAGCUUUGGCAACGCCUGCCCCCAGCCUCAACUUACUGGUUACCCUGAGAUCGAAACAUGGACACCCAAAACGCCACAGUCCGAGGACUGCCUCUUCCUCAACGUCUGGGUGCCCCAUCCCCGGCCCCUCACAUCGGCCCCCAUCCUCGUCUGGAUCCAUGGUGGGGGGUUCUUCUCAGGUGCAGCCUCACUCGACGUCUAUGAUGGGCGCUUCUUAGCUGCCACCGAGAACCUGAUCGUGGCUUCAAUGAACUACCGGCUGGGGGCGCUGGGUUUCCUGUCCCUGCCCCCGGCCGCCCCAGGGAACGUCGGCCUAUGGGACCAGCGACUGGCGAUGCGCUGGCUGCGGGACAAUGCAGCCGCCUUCGGAGGGGAUCUGGCCCAUUUCCUGCUCUUCGGCCAGGGCACUGGGGCUGCGUCAGUCGGCUUCCACCUCCUCUCUCCAGGGAGCCGGCCCCUCUUCACCCGCGCCAUUCUGCUGAGUGGAGCCCCGAAUGCACCAUGGGCUUGGAUUUCACUUGAGGAGGCCAAGAAGAGAGGCCGGAGGCUGGGCCAGCUGCUUGGCUGCACUGAUAACGAUGACAUGGCCCUGGUGGGCUGCCUGCAGGAGAAGGAACCAGGGGAGUUCCCCAAACACGAGUUCUCCGUCUUGCGCCACAAGGAGCUGCUGGGGCUGCCCUUUGUGCCGACACCAGAUGGGGAUUUCCUCCCUGAUACACCACCAAGACUUAUGCAGGCUCAGCAGAGCCACCCUAUACCAAUCGGGGCUGGCUUCACUGCCAACGAAGGCUCCUAUAUGUUAAUAUUUGGUGCUCCCGGACUCAACCUGGAGAACGCCAGCUCCAUCGGCUGGGAGGAGCUGCUGCAGGUGGUGAGGCUGAUGGUUCCAGGAGCCCCGGAAGAGGCUGUCCGGGCUGUGGCACUGUGGUACAGCCGGGAGGGGAAGGGGCAGGGCGAGGCACGCUACCGAUGGGCCAUGGAUCAAAUUACUGGUGACUACCUAUUUGUGUGCCCGGUAGCCGAGCUGGCUAGUCAGGAAGCAGAGGCUGGCAAUCCUGUGUACGCCUACUACUUCACCCACCGCACCAGCAGCUUGUCUACACCUGAAUGGACGGGGGUGCCACACAGCUCUGCGUUUCCCUACGUGUUCGGGACCCUGGCAUCUGUAGGAGGAGCCAACCACACGCACACGGAGGCUGAGGUGGCGCUGAGCCACAUGGGAAUGCGGCACUUUGCAGAGUUUGCCAGCAGCGGGACUCCUUUGGGGUUGAGGGACAAAGGGAAGCAGUGGCCCCGCUACGACCCCACAAAGCAGAACUUCGAGCACAUCAGCACGGAGCCACCCAAGGUCGAGAAGAUAUCGCCCGCCCGGCACUGCGGUUUCUUGGAAUCAGUGCUCGCAGGAGCAGACCCAGGACAUGCCCAGCCCAGGGAGCAGUGAAUGAAGACUUGAGCAAUUACAAUCCCCUCACAGAGGGAACAUUCCCUGCAGACAAGAGCAUCCAGUUCCUGUUAGCACCUGCUAAUUCACUGAUGAGGAUCCUGCUA
Molecule: messenger RNA, 1796 nt
Organism: Caretta caretta (loggerhead turtle)
Lineage: Eukaryota; Metazoa; Chordata; Testudines; Cheloniidae
Product: acetylcholinesterase-like
Biological process (GO): choline metabolic process; acetylcholine catabolic process
Cellular component (GO): plasma membrane
Molecular function (GO): acetylcholinesterase activity
Source: RefSeq, a predicted model, not a curated record